GCGCAGAGGCCGACACCGGUAGCUAGCUAGUAGCUAGAUGUGAAGAAGGAGAAGAAGUGGCGUAGGACUAUGGACCCGGUGAACAAUGCUGAGACAGGAGAGACAGAAACCGAACUGGAGCCGUGCUACGUUCUCAUUCCGAAAGAAACACGAUGCAAGAAGAAGGAGCAGGAAAAACUGUCCGGAGUCGUCAAGAACGUCCAUAGAAAGCUGCGAAGAAAAUACCGAGAAGGUACGCUGCGCUUUACUCAAUUCAGGGGUACGGAGUCUCUCAGCAAACGGGCUAUUUCAAUUGUUCGAAAACAAGGCCCUGAUUAGGUAGUUGAUGUUAAUUCCUAUUUUUGGGGCCUUGCACAAACUGCAAGUGACUGGCAACAUGUCAGGGUCUCUCUGCUCUACUAUCUUAAAAACAUUGUCAUGCAAUCAUACUACAUGUUGUUAACGUUACAUUCACUUAUUUUUAACCAAAGGUUAGACGAACGCUAGAUCAGGGCCGCCUGUGAAUAUUUCAAUCUGUAGUGUGCAUUUUAAACUAGGCUAUGCUUGCCUUGUUUGUCCCUAAUUAGAUGAUUUGGCAGUCAUCAAUUUUGUUAUAAUAAUCGCCUCUCUUACAGCCCUACAGUGAUUUGGUAAGGUUGUUAAAUGAUAACAUAUUGGAUCAUGGGUACUGGCAGAGCGAUCAACCAGGGUUGUAUGGCAUUUUGUGUGACGUCAGGGGUGUAUUCAAUUGUCCGAUUCCCUAGCAAAAUGUUUGGUCUGUUGCUAAAUGUUUAGCAACGGAAACCGUUUACUCCAAUCGGGAAACGUUUUGCAACGAAAACGAGAGUUUCUAUUGGACAAAUUCAGGUUGGUUUGUUUUGCAAACGUUUUGCAACGGAAUCCGACUAAGGAAUACACCCCUAUUCUGAAACUGAAAAGAACAAGACCCUACAAGUAAAACAUCAAGUUCAUGCUCAUCCAAUAUGGGAUGUUAUGAGACACAGGCAUAUGCCAAUAGUAUGAACACAUACUCAUCCAGAGUUGCUCAAUUGAGUCUGUUGUGAACAAACAUUUUCUAACAUGUACUUCAAAGUGGACUCUGAAAGGUCUAGUAUUGAGACAGAAUCCUCCUAUCUCCUUGGUAGUAACUCCAAUAUUUAGGUCCUUUCAUUGAAAACAGUGCCCAAAGGUAAAGAAAACAACAUGCUUUUCCAUAUUGGACCCUUCACGUAUCAUUGGUCACAAAGCAAGCAACAUAAAGAGGUCAGGAGAUGAAUGAAGGCAUUUCUAGUUCAGUUCACUUUAUUGGCUUUUGCAGGAAUUUGUCUUCCAUUCGGACGUAGGGCAGGCAGUACAGAUGUAACCAAUGGAGGAAUCUGCCAGUAAACGUAUUCCUAAUAGGGCAGGGAAUUGCCAGGGACCUCACGAUACGAUAUUAUCAUGAUAUUUAGGGGCCGAUACGGUAUGUAUUGCGAUACUGUGAUUUUAUUGCGAUUCGACGUUCCAAACAUAUUGCUCACCAUACAGUGCCUUCUGAAAGUAUUCACACCCCUUGACUUUUCCCCCACAUUUUGUUGUGAUACAAAAUGGGAUUAAAAUUGAUUUGUCUUUUUUUUUUUUUACAACGAUCUACACAAAAUACUCAUGUUGAAGUGGAAGAAAAAUUCAAACAUUUGUAAAAUAAAACACUAAUAUCUUGAUUAGAUAAGUAGGCAGUAUUACUUUAGUGCCUUCUUGCAAACAGGAUGCAUGUUUUGGAAUAUUUGCAUUAUGUACAGGCUUCAUUCUUUCACUCUUUUAAUUAGGUUAGUAUUGUGAAGUAACUACAAUGUUGUUGAUCCAUCCUCAGUUUUCUCCUAUCACAGCUAUUAAACUCUGUAACUGUUUUAAAGUCACCAUUGGCCUCUUGGUGAAAUCCCUGAGUGGUUUCCUUCCUCUCUGGCAACUGAGUUAGGAAGUACACCUGUAUAUUUAUAGUGACUGAGUGUAUAGAUACAGGCUUUCCAUAACAAAGGGGUUGAAUACGUAUUGACUCAAGACAUUUCAGCUUUUCAUUUUCGAAAAACAUAAUUCCACAUUGACAUCAUGGUUGUGUGUGUAGGCCAGUGACGACAAAAUCUCAAUUUUAAAUUCAGGCUGUAACACAACAAAAUGUGGAAAAAGUCAAGGGGUGUGAAUACUUUCUGAAGGCACUGUAUGCCUGCUGCAGAGGGACAAGAGAGAGCAUGCGAACUAGUUUUGAUCAGUCAUGGAAAUAAAGGUGCUGAAAACAAAUUGGCUCCCUAUCUAAAAAGAAGAUGGAGAACAAGGUAUGAAGGAAAAAUACUGGUGUUUUGGUGCAAAGAUUAUAUUGUUAAUAGGAUACUGUACAUAUAAAACAUUCUAUCCUAAUAUGUAACACACCCACCCCAUUCUUACUGAAAGAAUGUCCAGUGCCACAGUUUCAGUUUGUCUUCGUUGUGUUAAGUUAUUCUACCAGUUGAAUGGUUGAUUUGCCCUGUGCUCUUAUGUUGUGAUUAUCAAACUGGGCAGCGUCUAGGGGCUAGAUUCAAUCCAUAGUGCUGAAGAGCUGCGUUGCAGCGUGAUAUCAAAAUGUAAAGGCAGUGUUCCCGUGUUAGCAGAGACUGCAUUCAAGGUAAACGCUGCAUAUGUCGGCUCAAUCGGAAAUUACCUUUACAUUUUAAAUUGCGCUGUAACGCCGAACUUCAGCGCUACGGCUUGUAGCUCAGUUGGUAGAGCAUGGCGUUUGCAACGCCAGGGUUGUGGGUUCGAUUCCCACGGGGGGGAAAUAAAAAAAUAAUGUAUGCACUCACUAACUGUAAGUCGCUCUGGAUAAGAGCGUCUGCUAAAUGACUAAAAAUGUAAAAAAUGAAUCCAGCCCUAGGCUUAUUAGUAUUUUUGCUCUGCAGCCUAUGUUUUUUGUUUUGUUCAUCUACCUUUGGUUUGGCUAGAUGCCGGGCUGCUGAAAAAUAGCAACAUGUAUGAAUAUGUAUAUUUCCUACUGUAUUGCAAUCAUCACACAAAAUAAGUACAAAAAAACAGUAGCAUUCAACAGGUCCUUUCCACUCUAGCAGAAGGACUGGCUAGCUGAUGCUCCAGAAAAUACCCUGUCAGCUGACACCAUGAUUGGUUAAUAAGUAAAGCAUGAUCUGGUCUGCUUGGCCUUGGUACCACAGUAAUCAUGAUCUGGUCUGCUUGGCCUUGGUACCACAGUAAUCAUGAACUGGUCUGCUUGGCCUUGGUACCACAGUAAUCAUGUUUAUUCCAGCUCGUCUUGUUGUCGUUUCAUUUCUGCAAAUCUGAUAUAGGUUUUUUCCCUUGUGGUCAUGGGAUUUCUUCCUUAUCAGCAUGUUUGCUCUCGAAACACACAUUCUGCUGUGCGUCUGGGAAGACCUGUUGCAGGGAAUUUGUGACGAUAUAGGCCUAGGAACAGAUGUGAAGACUUCUAUUGAAAAUCCUGUUUUCAGAUAUGCCUCUAAUGCCUGAAGGAUCAUGACGAGUAACUGUUUUGAAAAUGUUGAAGCAAUUUUGCGUCAGAAGUUUUAACCUGUGGUGUUCAUUUGUGAAGAGCUGAACGAUUGUGAUUCCUUAUUGAUUGAAUGGCCACACUUUACAAGUAAGUACAUUCAUGUUGGCUUAUUGUGUAGUCUACGUACGUACUAUGCUUGCGAGUAAUUUUUAUAAACAAAACUGACAGGACUAACUUUCAAUUCCUACCAUUUGUAAUGAUGAAUUUGAAUGUGAUGAAAUGAAAUGGAAAACAAAGCAUCAGUGUCUGGCCCACAUUCAUGUAGCCUACAGUGCUUAGUAGUUUUACUAACUGUAUGUCAUACUGUAUGGUGUGAGGUGAUUUUAGUUGGGUUGGGUUUGUUAACUCAGUUUCAACCUCCUGCUGCCUGUUAACUUUCCACAGUGGGUGAUUUUGAGAAGAUCUGGCGGGAGCACUGUGAAGAUGAACAGACUCUGAGUGAAUAUGCCCUGGCCAUGAGGAACCUGGCUGACAACCACUGGGCCAAGACCUGCGAGGGAGAGGGACGCAUCGAGUGGUGUCGCAGGUAAAAUAGUCCCCCACAAAAGGAGACAAUGUAAAUAACCCUCUGGCUGUACUAGCUCAGAACUCCACUGCUCUAUGCUUACUCCGAUUACUCAUCCAGCCCUUUGGAUAGCAACACUGUAGGGUAAAUCCUAACUUCUGCUUGUUGAAUUUUCACUUAGUCAUGCAUUGAUUCCAAUGGAAAGUUAGGAUUUUACCCUUUAUUUCUUUGCACAUCACUGUCGUUUUAACAGUGAGACAUUAAUACCAUUUAUGUGUGAUGUUUCGGGACAACUUUUUCCAGUGUUUGCCAGGAGUAUUUCCUGGCUGGUGGGAUGAAGAGAAUGUUGGAGAAGGAUGAGAAGAGUGCCAGGCUUGCCAUGGCCAUGUCGGCCACAGCGCUGAGUGACCAGCCCUAUAGCUCCUCUAUCCCCAGGUACUGGAUUGUGACAGUGUUAAAUCAAACAUCAAUUUUUAUCGGACUAUUUUGCUCGGUUGUGCGUUCAUAUUGACACAUCUUACUUCUAUUAGCUACUGCUCUCAUUAAGCAUGCUCACUGUAUGUUGGAUUUAACGCUCACUUAACGGCUCUGAUUUCUCUGGUUGCAGGUCCAUCCCCCAGCUUGGUAAAAUGCGGCUGCUGGAUGUUGGCAGCUGUUUUAACCCCUUCCUGAAGUUUGACGAGUUCCUCACAGUCGGUAUUGACAUAGUGCCUGCGGUCGAGGUAUGUACUAUUACUGUCCGUGAUCACUCCCUCGGUCCCUGCUAGAAUUCCUGACUCUUACUGUCUUACUCACUCAUCUGCUGCCAGGACAAAAUGUCAGGGGUUUUCUAGACUUGUAGCUAGCUCAUUGUGUGAAUAUCAGACCACAGAACAAUGCUGUCCCUUGACAGGGACUGUCAACACUUGAUGGAAAUUAAACCUGACCUGCUGUGAAGGAACUGGCAGAAUGUUAGCGUCGAAUGGAUUAAGAACAGUGGGUCUUGGAUGUGGGUCUAAAAUGCCACUGCAUGAUCAGAACAACUUGAGUGAUGCUCUAAAGUAUCUGUUUCUACCCUCUCCCACCCAGAGUGUAUACAAGUGUGACUUCCUCAACCUCCAGCUCCAGCAGCCUCUGCAGCUGGCUGGCGACGCUGUCGAAGCCUUCCUGAGACAGCUGCGUAGCCCCAUCGACGCCCUGCCCGCCCAGCUCUUCCACGUGGUAGUCUUCUCCCUGCUCCUCUCCUACUUCCCCUCGCCUUACCAGCGCUGGAUCUGCUGCAAGAAGGCCCACGAGCUUCUGGAACUGCACGGCCUGCUGCUCAUCAUCACCCCAGACUCCUCCCACCAGAACCGCCACUCCCUCAUGAUGCGCAGCUGGCGCGUGGCGGUGGAGUCGCUUGGCUUCAGGCGUUGCAAGUACAUCAAGUUCUCCCACAUGCACCUCAUCGCCUUCCGCAAGGUGUCCCUGGCCACCACCAGCGACCUGGUCAGCCGUAACUACCCCGAGAUGCUCUACAUCCCUCAGGACUUCCAAUCCCCCGAGGAGGAGGACUACACCGAUGUGCCAGUUCAGGCGCGCUCCGACUUCGAGGAUGACCAGCUGGCGUGGGGCUUCACGGAGCUGCCCGACACACCAUAUGACUCAGAUAGCGGAGAGAGCCAGAGCAGCUCUGUGCCCUUCCUACACGAGCUGGAGGACCCCAUUCUGCUGCAGAGCUGAGCUAGACCAGCUAAAACCCUACUAGCUACUCUCUUCUCUUUUACCAGUUUCAAUUCAAUCCCUACCACUCCUCUUGGCCAUAACCCUUCAAUGUUUGCAGAUCUGGUAGGUGGAAGCAAUAUGGGUGAAGCUUUACCGCCACACUGCUUAUACCUACCCAGAGCCUUCAGACAUGCAACAUGGAGUGGUUAGGGCCAAGGGGGAGGGAUAGGGAGCGAUUUGAGACCGUCUGUCUGUACCCUACUGCUGCGCUACCAAAUGAACCUGCUGCAUUCUUCUCACACUCCUCCUCUUCUCCCUUAACUAAACAAUGCAGUUUGCACAGAGUGAAAGAAAAAGACGUUUACAGAAGUCAGUUUAUUUUUCCAUGGUUAGUCGCUCAAUACACACACACACACACACACACACACACACACACACUUCAAUAAAUGAAGUAGUUUUUAAAAAUAAAGACUUGGUAGCUGAAUGCCCUCAGGAUA
Coregonus sp. 'balchen' is the source of this 6193-nucleotide messenger RNA. The record is from the annotation of a GenBank genome assembly. Lineage: Eukaryota; Metazoa; Chordata; Actinopteri; Salmoniformes; Salmonidae.